UGGCGCAUCAUGGGACAUUGGGACAUGGUACAAGAUGGCGGUGGAGUGAGUUGCACUGUAGCCUCGUAAAUGUAUAUUUUCUACUCGCCGGAGUUGUUUAAACAUAUUUAAUUUAAUCACAAUUAGUCUGAUACGCGAUCGGACUGAUUUAAACUGACGCGCAUUCAAUGUAAAUAUGAGUGUAAAGACGCGCAGCGACAAGGUGACACCCUGCAAUUCGGUGUGGAGCUCGAGUACGUAUGGCAGAGACUAGAGAAAAUUCAAAAGAUAUAGAUAAGCAAAAUUUUUCACACGCUGCUGCUUGAUUAUACGAUUCAUCAGCAAUGUUGUGGCAUAAUCAUCGAAAUUGUGAGAAUAAAAGUGCAACAGUUUGUAGAGACGUUAAUGUGAUUGCUCACUGAUAUGGUAUUGUUGUAUCGUAUGGAGAAGAGAGAAAAAUAAAAAUAGAAAAUAAAAAAAAAAAAAAAAAAAAAACAACAGGGAAUAUUGUUGGUGAUAAUACUGAUGAUUUCCUGACAUGAUGGAAAGUAAAUUGUAUGUGAAAAAUGAGCCGGGACUUGAAGGGCAAUCACUUGCUGCAAUGCAAGGGAAUCCUCCUCCUCCUCCUUUAUCAGCGUCAACAUUACCAACGGAUGAUGGAUUAUUACCACGAAUAUGUUUUGUUUGCGGUACAUUGAGCCAUAAUGAGCAAUAUUGGCUAAGAGUGAAACAAACUCCAGGCUCAGCUCCAAAUGAGCCAUUUUUUCCAUUUUUAGAGACACACGAACCGCCGGUCGGCUAUCGUGGCGAAGGUGUGAGAAGUGGAGCCAUAAAGGCAUGUAGUCUCUGUUAUACAUUACUUCUUCAACAAUGGGAUAGCUAUGAGCGUGAUGCUCGACCACAUAAUCAACGUAUUUAUUGGUUAAAAAGAUGUGACGGUGGGCCAUUCACAGGUGCUGAAAUGGCCCUACAAGGUGAAUAUGCGGCACAAGUUCUUGGUUUAACGAAUGAACAAACAAGACAGGAAAAUAGUGGAGGUGGUGGUAGGCCAGUUGGUAUUUCACCACGAUUACCGGCAAAUUCACCAUCGCCAAGAAUUGAACUACCAACAAGUAGACCACCAUCGAAUUCAUUGGAAUUAUCAAGGCCACAGCAUCUUAAUAGCAGCGAAACUGCCAGGCACAUUGAACAGGCAAGGCUCACUAUGGAGUCACCCCAUCAGAAAUUACAAUCACCGCAUCAAAGACUGCAAAGUCCACGACAACAUGUUGUUGAGGAACCAAGAAUUUCCAAUGAGGCUGCACUUGACUUGCGACAUGCACCAAGAAGUUCACCUGUACCGCAACCCACCUUACCACCUCAACCACAAGCAAUCUAUAGCGGAGGUUCUUCAUCAAGCGGUGGUACAGACAUUUUGGAUUUGUCAAUGCCUGACAAAAAUUCAGUGACCGAAGUUUGCUACGUGUGUGGAGAUGAAUUCAAAAGAGGCUCACUUAGUCACAUAGCGGCAAAGCCACUGCCAAGUCAACCCCAUCCUUCUUCCAGUCCACCGCCAUUUUUUCCCUCGCUUAUGCUACAUCCUAGACCAAGCAGGAGUAGGCCAAUGGAUAGUGCUGGUCGUGUACAGGCUUGUUCAGCGUGUCAAAAUCAUCUUUUACAACAAUGGAAAAAUUAUACACGUCAGGGUGUUCCGCACAGUAAUCGAGAUUAUGCUCUACGUAAACGACAAGCGCCAGCAAUGGAUACAACAACAUUUAUUUGUUACACUUGCGCUUUGGAAUAUCCUUCAUCCAGUAUUAGAUUGCUUUAUUGUUGUCCGAAUCCAGAGAAAGAGGCAUAUUUUCCAUUUAUUUGUUCUCUGAGGCCACCGCCUGGCGCGAGUCCCAUUAGUCCUCAGGGAAUGGUUCAAGUUUGCUCGAUUUGUUAUAAAGCCAUUCCUCAAAAGCAUCAAGUUUUUGGUGGUGAAAAUCAUGAACCACAAGCAAUUGUUCAAACAACUGAAUUCAGACAACAAGGACCAUCUCCACGACCUGCAGUUGCAAAAUCUCCAGCAAAUUCAGCAACAGGUAGUGAUAUCAGAUUUAAACCAUAUGACUUGAACAAAUCAUCAAGUAAAUCGCGUACCGCAAGUGUCAAGGGUGCGAGUUCAAGUCAACGCAAUUCUCCUAAUAAUGGUCCAGCUGAAAAUGGUACAGUUGCUCUUGGUCAAAACUACAGAUGUUAUAUUUGUGAGAGACUUUAUCCUCGCACUCAUAUGGAAUGGUUAUCAACGAGUCCAGAAGGUAUGAAUUCACAUGCGAUGCAUUUUCCAUGUUUGAGAAGUAUGGUGAGAACUUCGGAAAAUGCUUGUAUGGAUAGUCAUGGAAGGGUAUUGGCAUGCAGUCAUUGCGUUAAUCAUUUGGCUCAACAAUGGGAAAAUAUGGACGCCGAAAGAGUUCCUUUAGAACGUCGAAGAUACGAUAUUCCUAGUCCACAUCCAAAUGGCGAUGUGAGUCGUUCAAUUGCCACACCGCCAAGUUCAAGCUCAGACAGAACUUUCGGCAGUAAUCCCGGAACAUCGAGCAGUUCAAUUUAUUGCUUUUUAUGUGGAUUACAUAGUGAUCUUACACUCGCUCGUGUAUUAUAUGGAAGACCACAGGGUCGUAAUGCACCAUUUUUCCCAGAAUUAUUGCGACAUCAAUCGCCAACAAAUGCUGAACAACUUCGUGAGGAUGGCUCAGCGCUUGUUUGUACAUUUUGCUAUCAUACACUAUUGGCGCAAUGGCGCCGUUAUGAAUCAUUAACUGGCGCACAACAAGUAAAUCCUCAGGAUCGACAAUACAAUACUCAUGAUUAUUGUUGUUACGUGUGUGGCAUUACAACUUAUAGAAAACGUGUACGAGCAUUGCCUGUUAAAGAUUUUCCAUUUUUGAGGUAUCAUCGACAACCUGAUAAAAGUUUAUUAUUGGAAAAUGGUGAUUUUGCUGUGGUUUGUCUUGAUUGUUAUGAGACAUUGAGAACGCAGAGUCUUGAAUAUGAACGAUGGGGUUUGCCUGUUGAGAAACGUGAAUAUAAUUGGAUUGUACAACCACCGCCGCCUGAAGAUAGUCCUGAGGCUGCAAUUGCACGAUUACCAUCUGGAGAACGUUCGGAGAAGGUGGUACCAUCGACUUUAACCGUGAAGCCAGUGAGGAAAAAUUGUUCGCCGAAAGCCCCAGAGAAGAAGCCGCCCGUAAAGAUUCCAGAAAAAGAUCAAGGUCUUCAACCUGCUAGCACCAAAGCUCAACCAGCCUCAAUCGGAAAGUCUCACAGACCAAGUUCCGGUGUUUUACCUCAGGGUCAUACUCCUGGACCGGGUCCAGGUGGUCAGCAAAAUAGUCGAAGUUUUGCGGCUGCUUUGAGAAAUUUGGCCAAACAAGCGGGUCCAGCACCACAAGAGGAGGAGCCGCGAGCUAGUCCUAAAAACCGAGCGCCUCCACCUCUUGUUCGAGGACCAUCUCCCGCCAAGGAGCGAACGACACAUGAGCGUCGGCCAGAAGAAAUACCCUCUUUAUAUACAACUGCCAGGCCUGCUGAAACCAGCAAACACAAUGUGACUGCCACAGCUUCCGAAUUACUGGCCAGAUCUGGUUUUCAGCCAUAUCGGCCCGAACAUCAUCCCGCUCAUGCACCACCACCGCCAUUCGCCCUGGACCCCGCAGCCUACAGUCCUUAUCAUCAUAGUCUCUACCCACCGCCACAUUUGCAACACGCUUAUAGAAUAGAAGAACAAUUGUAUUUGGAAAGAUGUAAUAUGUUGAGACAGCCCUUGUUUCCUGGUCUCCCAUCAUAUCCUCUCUAUGGAUUGAGAUAUAGUCAAGACAUGAUGCCACCGGGUUCACUAAGUCUCAUGUCCCCGGUGAUGCACGAACGACUGAAGCUGGAAGAGGAACACAGAUUGAGGCAGGCAAGAGAGCAGGCUGUACUUCGUGAGGAGGAGGAGAGGAGAAGAGUUGCACGAAAUUCAGCUCCCACAGCUCCUGUCGCAGCACCUGCGCCUGCAUCUGCUGAUACUGCAGCUAGGAAGCCGACCAUAGCGGCUCAGUUGCACAGCAGCGAGAGGGAGCGUGAUCGUGAAAGGGAACGUGAGAGGGAUCGUACGACGAUCAAUAACAAUAACAACAGCAAUUCUAGUAAUAUUAAUUCAAAUGGAGGGACCACAACAAGCGUCAGUCAUCAUCAAAGGAAGGAAGAACAAUCUUCAUCGCUUCUUCCUCCUCCUCAUCCUCCUCCACAAUCGUCGUCGGAUCCAUCAACGAGCCUCUAUCAUUCACGACUAUCUCAAUUUCCAAAUUCAACAACACCAAUUUGUCCACCACAACAACAACAACAACCACAGUCAAUGGGUUCUGUUCCCGUUAGUUCAGCGCCAAUUCCAUCACCCAUGGGCUCAAAUUUACCUUCCCUAAAUCUUGGACCAUCACCGAUAAUAAGCUCAGCAUCAAUUGGUGGUCCACCUCCUAUUCCCACAUUAGGACCAGGCGUUAUCGGUCCACAAUCCUUAAGUAUCCCACUUUCUCCAAUUAUCUCAAUACCUUCUCUACACCUUCCACCAGUACCAACAUGUACCAUUCAUUCUAGUCAACAUACAGCCACAAUUUUGAGUACGACUUCUACGGCCAGUUCUUCAUUAUAUCAACAACAACAACAACAACAACCACCACCUCAACAUCGAAUCCACUCGACUGGAUGUACAACGACUGUUAACACUUUAUCAGCAAGUGGAAUGAUGACAACUCACGUCACUCAUUCUCUAACCACUCCCGGCGUCUCACCUUCUGGCAAUCUAACAGCCAACGCCGGAAAAUUGUCACCAAUUUCUCACAGUUGUCACGCAAGGAGUAAAGAAUCUCCAUCAAUAACACUUUCAACGCCUAUAAGUACAGUAAUGUCAGUGACAGCAUUAACAACAACGACAACAGUAACAACAACAACAACCUCAACAAAUCCUCAACACGCAUUUGUCAGACCAUUUGAGGAUUCUUUUCGUUCAACGACAAAACCUCUACAAAGAAAUUUGACAAAUAAUCAUCAAUCACAAAUUAUAACAAAUCAUCAAACCACUCAGGAUUCAAUGAUGAAAACAUACGUGUCAAUUGCACCCUCAAUUACAAAUCAAAUCACUGAAACGUCCUGCAAAGAUUCCAUCUCAAAAACACGAAUUGACUCAAACCAUCAACAUCAAAUGGUUCAACCAAUUCCCUAUCCACCGCCAUUUCAUCAUCCCCACAUACCCGUCACUCAUGUGCCAAGUUUAUAUAAACCACCGCACUUUUCCUCACCCCCAGUACACCAUCAACAUCACCAGUCGUCGAAAUUAAAUUUAUCCACUACUACCACUCCAAAUUCAAACGGAAAUAUCGAAACGAACAGCAAUGCCAACAUUGGUAAUUUAAGUACAAAAAUUCAUACACAACACACGAGUGAAUCUCGAGAAUCUUCAAAUACAUUAAGAAAUGAACAUUCAUCAUCAGUCAAUAAUAAUGAGGGAAAAAUUGCUCCUUCCGCCAAUUAUUAUCUAAAUCAUGUGCCUCCAAAUUCAAAAAUGUUUAAUACACAAAAUAAUAAUAAUCCCGAGAAGGAAAAUAAGGAAAUAUUCGAGAAAACAAGAGAAAAACAAAUUGAAAAAGAAAAUGAAAUACAAAAUCGAAUUCAAGAACAUCAAAAUUUAAGUCAAAAUCAUAUUUUAAAUCAGGAACAGAGUAAAAAUUUUAAUCAUGAACACAAUCAGAGUCAAAUAAUUAUAAAUCAAAAUUUAAAUAUCAACCAAAAUUCAAAUCAAUUACAACAAAUUCACAAUCAAAUAAAUUCAAAUCAAUGCCAAAUUACAAUGAAUCAGAACCAAAUAACAAAUAGUCAAAAUCAAAAUUUAAAUCAGAAUUCAAAUCAAAAACAAAAUUUAAAUCAUAGUCAAAUUUUGUCAAAAAAUCAAAUUCAUAAUCAGAGUCAAAGUCAAAUUUUAAAUCAGAAUCACAAUAUUAAUCAGAAUGGAUCGCAAUUUAAUGAUAAAAUUGUCACGCCACAAGCAAUUUUUGAACCAUUAAAGGAAAAUUUAUGCGAGAAGGAAAGCAAAAAAGAAAUUGAUUUAAAUAAUUAUAAUAAUGAACAAAAUUCAGUUAUGUUCACAUUACCAUUUCAACCAAAAUUUAAAUUCGGUUUAAAUGAAAAUGUUACGCAAAAACCUAUUGAUACUGCACAAUUAAUGCAGAGCAUUAAAUCAGAGGAGGUGUUGCGCACCUGCCAAAAUGUUUCAAAUGUACUUUUACAAAUACCUAAAUAUCAAGAGAAGCUAUUAAAUUUUUCACAAAACGAACUUAAAACAACAGCCUUUUGCAUCACUGACAAGUGCAAUAAUUUAACGGAAAUAUCAAUGAAAUAUGAGCCGGCAGUUUUAAAUGUACCGGAUGUUAGUAAGGCAUUAGUGAAGAAAGAAGAAGAUGAGAGUGAGAAAUUUUUCUGUGUACCCGAGUCGCCGAAAAAAUUACGAUCAUCACUUGAUUUAGCAGAGAAGCGACGAAAAAGAAAACGGGAAAAAAAUAAUGGAGCUACCACUACAACGACAACAAAUACUGCUGCUACAACUACCACCACCAUUACAACAACAACAACAACGACAACAACUACUAAUUGUCACUCGGAAUCGGAAGAUGAUGAAACAAAGGAAAUUGAUCUUUGGAUUACUAAAGGACCACCGUCGAAGCCACAAUAUUCCGAUGAGAAACUUGCCUUUCUUGCAAUGUUUGGAUUGACGACACUUAGCAUCAAAAAUGAAAUGGAAUUAUAUAAAGUGGAAAAACGAUACAGAUUAAAUCCUGAUCCACCAGAACCGCCAUUAGAAAUUGAGCCAGCAUUAGAAUCGGCAUUGCCAAUUCCAAGAGAACAUCCAGAUGUUUUGCUUCAUUCAACCGAUUUUGUGCCAAAAGUUGGAUUUUUAAAGAAUAUCGGUCUCGACAUAAUGCCACCAAGCAAAAGAGAUGAAGCAGAAAUUACAUGGCAAUAUAUUUUACAAGAUCGCAAAAAGAGAAAAAGCAUGAAUACUGUUACUGCAUAUUGUGAUCGUAUCGCUAAAGUUUAUUCAAAUAAUCCACCAUCGGCGCCAAAACCACCGCAAAGAAUGAGACUUUUGGAUAAAAUUAAAGUCAAACAUAUACCAGAAAGACCGCCACCACUUCCGCCCUUGGUACCUAAUAUCGUGUCAACAUAUUAUCCAAUUCUUCCAAUGCCAGGCGAAAAUGGAGUGAAACAUUAUAAAUUUUCGGAAAUAAAUAAUGACGAUGCCGAUGAUACGGCUAGUGAUAAUAGCGAUAAUAGGCCCAAGUGGAAUGGAAUCGAAGAUGUGAUUCAAGCCUACAAGGAUUAUCAAAAAGAAAAGGCAAUGGAGAAAAAAAUAUUGAGUGUUCAAACUUCGAAAUUGGUGGCACAAACGAAUAGUUUGCGAUCCGAAGCCAUGCAGUUGGAAAGAAGAUGGUAUGAAUUGGUGGACUUGAGAACAUCGCUCGAUUCCGAAAAACGUGUCCUUAGUCAAAAGAUUGAAAGGAUCAAUGCACUUGUCAGGGCUCUUAGGUAGCGAUGCGCAACGCACAACACGGAAAUUCUUUCAUCUGUGAUAUUAUCAAAGGGUUAAGGGCCAUUGGUACAUAAAACAGUUGUGAAACAAUAAAAAUUUUCAUUUCACUCUUAUUUUAUCAAUUUUUUUUUU
This is a messenger RNA of Leptopilina boulardi, 7696 nucleotides long. RefSeq lists its product as uncharacterized. The transcript has 17 exons. The record is from RefSeq and is a predicted model, not a curated record. NCBI's taxonomy places the organism in Eukaryota, Metazoa, Arthropoda, Insecta, Hymenoptera, Figitidae. Bases 518 to 7564 code for a protein of 2348 amino acids.